Stylophora pistillata is the source of this 2243-nucleotide messenger RNA. Its product is annotated as peroxisomal membrane protein PMP34. The record is from RefSeq and is a predicted model, not a curated record. Gene Ontology annotation, cellular component: peroxisomal membrane. Gene Ontology annotation, biological process: transmembrane transport. NCBI's taxonomy places the organism in Eukaryota, Metazoa, Cnidaria, Anthozoa, Scleractinia, Pocilloporidae. Gene Ontology annotation, molecular function: ADP transmembrane transporter activity; coenzyme A transmembrane transporter activity; ATP transmembrane transporter activity.
AUGGUUUACAGGUACUCUUUGUACCGUGGUCUCCUUCCAGUCCUGUCCAGCCUUUACUGCUCCAAUUUUCUUUACUUUUACACCUUCAAUGGUCUUAAGGCAGUAUUUGUGGGGAGAGGAGAAGCUUCUACAUCACUGCAAGAUCUUUUAUUUGGAUAUUUAGCAGGGAUUGUAAAUGUUCUUAUGACAACGCCCCUAUGGGUUGUGAAUACUCGCUUAAAAUUACAAGGAGCAAAAUUUAGGACUAAGGAACUUGAAUGUUCAAAAACAAUAAAAUACAAAGGAAUUAUUGAUGGAUUGCAAAGGAUUUGUAAGGAAGAAGGAGUAAUGUCUCUUUGGAGUGGUACCGGUCCAUCUCUUGUUUUAGCUGGUAAUCCAGCUAUUCAGUUUAUGGUGUACGAGGGUAUAAAGAAGUUUUUGAUGACGGAAGAUAACAAGACCCUUAAAAAGAGACAAUAUUUUGCUGUAGGCGCAAUUGCUAAAGCUGUUGCUACUAUUCUUACCUAUCCACUCCAAGUGGCUCAGUGCAAGCAGCGGUCUGGAUUCAAAACGCCAAGUGGAAAAGCAGACAUCCUGUCUCUUCUGGCAAGACUUGUGAGGGACCAAGGCUUUAAAGGACUUUAUAAAGGACUAGAAGCUAAGUUGCUUCAAACUGUUGCGACUGCAGCUUUGAUGUUUGUUGCCUAUGAAAAAAUAGCUGCAUUUAUUUUUAGUUUACUUCGAAGGACCUCAAGAUAAACAAUGAGAAUAUAAAUUUUAACAAUUUUCACUCGCUCCCUUGUGAAAAUUUUUGGAAAACGGAGUUUUUUUUUUUUGCCUCAUUUUGGAGCCUUCCUUUCACAUUUACCUGGCGUUUUCAGGCAUCUAAGACGAGGGAUUUCAAAUCCGUUUCAAAGUGGAAUUUUUAGACGCAUGAAAGCGGAGGUUUUUGAAUAAGAUGGUGUUAUCACUGAUCAAGUCCAGUCUAUUCUAGUCUGCGUUACCUGGGUGAAAAAUCAAUAUCAUGAUUGUGGAUAGACAACACAUGUCACUGUUAGUUUACCUAAAUUUAAGCUCAAUAGCUUGUAUAUAGUGUACUCUGUAAAAGUCUCUACUUCGUCAUCUGUCUGAACGAAUGAGUCAUGCUUUUGGUCGUCAAACACGGGUGUGUAGAAAACGAAGACCUAAGACCUAAGAUCCAAAAACGAAGACCCCCCUCAAAAUCACUCAUAAACAUCUAGAGACGGGUAUCUCGGCCUCAGAUGUGUCAAGAAGACAAGAUCUUCAAUUAUAAAGAAUUUCGACCAGGGUCUUCGUUUUCUACACAUCCCCCCCCCGGUGUGUAGAAAACGAAGACUCCCCUCAAAAGCACUCGGAAACGGCUGGAAAUGCUUUUAAAGACUCCUAGACAUCAAAGGAGUGUAAAGUAUUGUCGGCUCUUAUUUUCGGGAAAGGCGAACAACAUCCCUAAAAAAUUCGAGAGGCUCAAACCACUCCUAGGAAGACCACAGAUCAAAUUUUUCUAGCAAUGCGAAUUCGAAUAAUUCAUUUAUGAUUGCUUUUAAAGUACUCCCGGAAGCAUAAAGAGGCAUUUCAGAGCAUUUCUCAGAAAAGAGUCAUUGGGUGCCCCUGAAUUAUAACGAGGAAUUCGUUAAAAGGAGGAUGGUUAAAUCAAGAUUUUACUGUACCUUUUUUGCUGAGAAAAAGAAUUUGGUCUUUUAUAUAGAGGUUGGUUACAUCGAGGUUCCACGGUAGAUACAUGAGUGAGGGAUUCUCAAUUGUUUGUUCAUGUUUUGUUAACGUUGUUGUUGAGCACGCUGUUGUUGUGGUUGCUUAAAGAUAAAAAUUGUUGACUUUGAUAGAAACAAGGCUGGGCAUUUAACCCCUCGACAGCUCUAGGAUCUCUCAGUGACAUGGUUAUUUACUGUUAUGAACGCUUUACAGCAAAAGAUGAUUCCGAAGAAACCUCAGAUAAAGACCCUAGUCGAAAUUUUUUUAUAAUUGAAAUCGUCAGGGGCCGUAUUGUGUUUUACACUCCUUUGAUGCCUUUGGAGUCGUUAAAAGCAGUUUCCAGCUGUUUCCGAGUGAAUUUGAGGGGGGUCAUCGUUUUCUACACACCGGGGGGGAUGUUUAGAAAACGAAGACCUUGGUCGAAAUUCUGUAUAAUUGAAAAUCGUCAGGAGCCGUGUUGUUUUUUACACUCCUUUGAUGUCUAGGAGUCGUUAAAAGCAGUUUCCAGCUGUUUCCGAGUGAUUUUGAGGGGG